GUGUGUGUGUGCAGAGAGAGGGAGUGUGUGUGUGUGUGUGUGUGUGUGCAGAGAGCUCUGAGGACUCAGGAGUGAAUUCGGUGCGAGAAAUGAAACCACAAAUUACUUGUUUUUCAUUUUUUAAAUAUUAGAAUUCGAGAUUUUUAUUAUUGUUUGAUUUAUUUACUGCUUUUGCUCCAGCGGAUGGUGCGAGUGUGAUAUUGUGUGAUAUUGUGUGAUAUUGUGCAGAAAUGUACGCAGGACGGAAAAGAAGAAAAGCCGCACAGAAAGCUGUGAAGCUGCCUCCAGCUGACGGAGUGAAGUCAAAUCCGUCUAAACGUCAUCGUGAUCGUCUGAACUCGGAGCUGGAUCGUCUCGCUCGCUUGUUACCGUUUCCUGAUGACGUCACAUCGAGUCUGGACAAACUGUCCAUCCUGCGUCUGAGCGUCAGCUUCCUGCGCACCAAGAACUUCUUCUCCGUUACUCUAAAGAAUCACACCACUAAAAGGUUGCCGCCCAGCAACGGUAGCCAUGACAACAGUAAAGCUACAGGAUUGGUGGAUGGACGGCUACCAGAGGGGGAACUGCUGCUGCAGGCUCUUAAUGGGUUUGUGCUAGUGGUCACUUCAGAAGGGAUCAUAUUCUACGCCUCACACACUAUUCAGGAUUACCUUGGAUUCCACCAGACGGAUGUGCUACAUCAGUGUGUAUUUGAAUUGGUCCAUACGGAGGAUCAGCAGGCGUUUAGGCGUAAUCUGCACUGGGCUCUGAACCCUCCUACUGCAGAGCCACAGCCCGAGAACACACAGGAUGCAGGUUCCGUCUCCAGCUCAUCUUCAGUCACCUAUAAACCAGAUCAACUGCCUCCAGAGAACUCGUCUUUCCUGGAAAGGAGCUUCAUCUGUCGCUUCCGCUGCCUGCUCGAUAACUCCUCCGGCUUCCUGGCGCUGAAUCUCCAGGGUCGCCUGAAGUUCCUUCACGGACAGAACAGACGACUGGAUGAUGGAGGUCAAGCCCCGCCCCAACUGGCGCUGUUUGCCGUAGCCACGCCUAUCUUAGAGAUCCGCACCAAGAACAUGAUCUUCAGAACCAAACAUAAGCUGGACUUCACUCCAAUGGCCUGCGAUGCCAAGGGUAAAAUAGUUCUGGGCUACACCGAGGCAGAGUUACGAGUCCGAGGCUCAGGCUACCAGUUCAUCCACGCGGCCGACAUGCUGUACUGCGCAGAGAACCACGUCCGCAUGAUUAAGACCGGGGAAAGUGGCCUGACUGUAUUUCGACUGCUCACCAAGGAAAAUCGGUGGAAAUGGGUGCAGGCCAACGCCAGACUCGUCUAUAAAAAUGGCAAACCUGAUUACAUCAUCGCCACUCAGAGGCCGCUCGGGGAGGAAGAAGGAGGUGAGCAUCUAAGGAAACGCUCCAUGCACCUCCCCUUCACGUUUGCAACUGGCGAAGCUUUGUUGUAUCAAACCAGCUUCCCCAUCCCCGGCUUCUCUGAUAACAUGGCGGCCAAAGGCAAGAGUGGGAAAUCCAAGAAAACCAAAGUAGACAAAGGGUCACAAGAUGAGCUGGACCCUAGCUCCCUGCUUGGUGCAAUGAUGAGGCAGGACGAGUCGGUUUACGUAUGCCAACCUGCGUCAGAGCCGAAAGUACCAUACCGCAGCAGCCUGUUAAGCAAACAGCAGGAGACCAGCACAUUUUCUACAUCUGUGGAAUGUGAGAACUGGAAUUCUGCACCAAACAGUGUAAACGGAGUUCCCAAGUCUGAAGUGCCAACUAGUUUCGACCCCCUGCUGGCUACACUGGAUUCUCUGUCACUAGAAAAUGAAGAAAAUGAAGAAAACUGCUCCAACAGCGAGUUGUUUAAUGCACUGGAAAACCUGGGACUGAAUGCUGAGGAUCUGGAGCUGCUGCUCCUGGAUGAGAGGAUGAUCCAGGUGGAAAUGGAGCCAGAAUACAUACCUUCCCUCAAAGAUUUCCUUACUAACAAUGAGAUCCUGUCCUAUAUCCAUGAUUCACUAGAAAAUAGGACAAGCAACGGGGAUAGUCUUGUUCCCCUUACUGCCCCAGAUCUUGUGGACCCUAUAGAAGGCUCCUCAAAUCCGUAUAAUCCGCCCUCCAAGUCUGAUUCGACUCCUACGACUGUUUCAAGUCCAUAUUUGCCUUUCCGACCUCCCAAACAUUCAUCACCCAUUCUGCAUCUGUCGCGGCAGAUGCAGCAGCACUUGAGUGCUCAGUCCCUGCACCACAAAAGCCACAACUGGAUUCCUGAGACACAGAUUAGCGAGGUUUUGUUCCCUCAGCACAGUUCAGUACUUGUUAAUGCAGUAGCUGAUGUUCAGAAUGGUCACUGGAUCCCUCAGCAAACUCUGGAGGAAGUCUCACAGGUCAAUGUAAAGUUUCCAGAACCCAAUAAACAUCAGCAGCCUUGGUGCCAAAACCAGAUUCAGUCCCAUUUACCAUAUAAACACGAGCAUAUGGAGGGUGGUGACUCUCAAAAUGGGAUCUACCCCAACCCCCAAUGGCAAGGACCCAACUACAUAGACCAACUGGUCACCACUAACAGCCAUGUGGAUUACAAUAUGGCCACCGUGUCCGGGGUGGAGUUCAGUAGUAGAUCGGUUGGGGAAUUUCAAAGUGGCAUGCCAACAUCAUCAACAUUAUCAUCAUCAUCAUCUUAUCAGCAGCUUUAUGCAAAACAACCACCCACAAAUUAUUCCUACACCAAUCAGAACUCCUCACUGGAUCACAUUCUUCCCUCAUUGGAUGUUUAUGAAAUGUUCGAUUCUACACAAUCCCAUGACUCCACCCACAGAAAGAUGGAAAACGGCUUCGUCUUCAACCCCACCAUGACCUGCCCACUCCCUAAUGACAACGGUGUGACACCCACGCCCGGCGACAAGCCCCGCCCACCUGUCCCAGAUCCUCCACCUACUGGCUUCUACCUCUAACGGAAGCCACACGACGGACCAAUCGUACGUGGCCUGGCUAAGUCCCACAGGAAGAAAAGAACGACAAAAAUGACAUAUUACUGUUAAUAUUUAUUCGAUUCUAAUGGUGAGGAUGUGAUAAAUUAUUCCAGAUAAAUCAGUAAGCACUCAGAGAUGUGUGUGUCGAGUUGGAGAUAAUUGAGUUUAUGACAUUCAUCUAUUAUUCAGCUAAGGAUUUUCACACAUUAUUUGGUCACGACUCGGUGUUAAAGACGUCGUCGGUCUAUAAGCGUGUGUGAGUGUGAGACACAGUGAGAGCUAUACGCAGCUGUAUACUUAGAUUCUACUAAAAAGGCAGUAAUAUGAAAUAAACAGAAACAUGAAUAUGCAGAUGAUUAAUUUAUUUAUAAGCUGGUCAGCUGAUUAGGAUCAUAUUGUACUUGAUAGCUUAAACAACUAAGCACUUCUGUUUAAGCACUUAAUUUGAAAGAUUCUGUCGUUUCUGUCGUUGCCUUUUGCUUCACUUUGAUGCUUUAAGUUACACCAGCUAGCUGUGUUUUUUUUUUUUUUUUUUGUGUUUGUUUUUUACAAAAUGAUGGAUUUUGUAUAUUUGCGGCUAAAAUCUUCCCCUAUUUCUUAUAGAAAAGUUAGCUAAUGUGACUAGCUAGCUAAUAUGACAUGGUAAACUAGCUGCCAUGUAACACAACAGCCUUGCGGGGUUCAAUAGCAUUGUUAGCUUCCUCGUACGUGAGAGAUCUACCAUCCCGCAUAAAAUUAAGCUUUUUUUUGGUACAAGAACGGUCAAAUGUUUGUUAAAAAGAAAUCAGUUUGAAACAGAACAUUUAAAGGGUUUCGUAAAGUUGUGAUGAAAGCCAGCUAGCAUCAGACUGGAAAAGUGAGCUAGCUGUAUCUGUCUAGGCGCUUUGUUUUUUAGCUUUGCUAAUAAUUCUGGUUAACGUUUUACACAUUUUCAGGAAGCACGAAGCCUAGCUGUGUUUAAUUGCGUUUCUUAAACUCUCUCAUUCCCAGCGUCACUCGAUCCGAGCCAUAUUUUUCAUGUUUUGUUUUAAAAAAAAAAACUGUGAAGUAUUUCUAAAAUCUGAAAAAAGCCUUUUUGUAUUUCUUUUUUUACUUGAGCUUGCUGAUCUGAGAUCAAGUGUGUGUUUUUUUGUAGUGUUAGGGUUAUCUAUGGCUUGUCCAAGUGACAAACCUGAAAAAAUGUUGACAAAUGAAACAAAAAAAUAUCAUUAUCUGGAAUUAAACUGUAGCAUACUGGAGUACUAUUACUAUUAUGAUGAUUAAUAUUAUUAUGAUGAUGAUGACUGGAGUAGGAUAUACAGUAUAAGUGAAAUAUAUAUGAAUAGAGAUGAUGUACUUAAAGUUAAAUUAUUAAUAUAAUGCUAUAAAACGGUAUUUCUACUUACGAUAAAUUACUUAAGCGUAAAGUGCGACCUUCUUAAAAAAUGUGUAGUGUUGUGAGAAAGCAGUCAUGAUGUCAUCCUCUUGGAAUAGCCAAAUUUUGAUCUUUUCCUGUUUUUAAGUCUUUUCUUUAAUAAUACGUAAUGAAUUGUUAACGAAAUAAGGUGUUUGUCUUCCUGUCUAAACAUGUCUAGACUUGAAUUAGCAUUAGCAGUCUAUCCUGUAGCUUGGCGAGCUCCAUUUAGCCGCCAGUUUAAGAGCCAUGAGAGUAAAAACAGCGAAACCGACUCACCGAAAACUCAUCCUCUUGUUGUCACAGAUAGAAAUCGCACAUCGUAAAACAGUUCUUCAGUCGUGAGUUGAGAUCGGCGUUGUUAGAAAACACGACAAAGUUCUGUCAGUGUGAGAAAUCUUCUAAAGAGUGUGCUUGGACGCUCGUCUAAAAUCCACCAGUAGGAGGACGGCGAAUUCACAGGACAGCUAGAAAAUACAGUGAUGCGAUGUCAGUAUGCGAAACAUGCUAAUGGACGGAGAAAAAUUCCUUAUUCCUUAUCGUAUGACACAGAGACACACGCUAUAACAUAGUCUAUUAUCGAAUUCACAACAGAGUGUAUUAUACAGGAUCUCGUACAGUGUGAUGAAGAAUAAUCUUGAGUAAGUUAAAAAAAAAAAAGAAGUUCAUUGUUUGCUGUCAAUGAUUUAAAAAAAAAACAUUUAUAUGCGUAAAAAAGGGUCAAGAAAAGCUUAUUCUUAGAGGCCAAACAAAUGUUCUUAACAAAUGUUUAGUAUACUUACGAAUAACUUCAUCACUGCACUGUUAUACAUUAAAUACUGGACGUAUUUUAUUCCUGGAACUUGUUUAACACAUAUUGCAUAUUUCUAAUGAUCAAAAGAUUAAUAUUUGGAACAAAAUAAUCUAUAUAUUAUAAAAUAUAUACAUACAUAUAUAUAAAUGCCAUCUUAAAUAUACCUACUUCAAGACGUUUCUUACGUGAAGUGACAUCAGCUCAAACUAUGAACGAUAUGAUGAAAUUUUAAAAAACAACGUGAACGAAAAGGUGUAAUGUACAUGUUUUUUGUUGCUAGCACAGUUUGAAAAAACACACUUAGCACUCAAGGGGGAUUUACUUUCUCAAACUUCUACUUAAAGGCAGAAAAGAUUGUGAUUGGCUACAUCAGGGAAUCAAUGAUAAUGAAGAAAAGGCAUAUGACUGUAUAAUAUCUACUGAUAAAAUGUUUAUGAAGAGCUAGCUAGCUGUGUAGCUAAUGUUGCUAGCUAGCUUGAAUCAUGGUCUGGUAGUCAGGAACUAAUUUUGAGUUAAAAGACACUCUUGGAAAAAAGUUUUUUUUCAAUAGUCAACUAUUCUACGCUUCCUAAAGGCAUCCUACUGCUGCAUCCCAAUUCGUCUACUUAUAGUACACGCUAAAAGUACGUACUCUUUUCGUGAAGAAAAAAGUGCAUACUUCUGAGUGUGUAGCUAAAGAGUAGUAUGCGAGUACUGGGACGUACUAACGAACACGUCAUGUUUGGGAAGAGAACGCUGUUGCCUAGUUACGCAAACCGUCACCGUAAACAACCUCCUCAUCGCAUUUCAGCUUUUCUUCAUUCAUUAUUCCUGAUAUCAUUUACACCAUAGAAUAUAAUUUACCAUUCCCUUGAUUUAUUUUUCCACAUUUCAUUUACACCUCUCUAAAACAUGUCCUUGAAUUCCACAAGCAAACUGUCACAAAACUCCUCCUCCUCCUCCGGCACGCAAGGAAUUGUGGGUAAUAUUAGCUGAAAAACUGUCCACGGAUACAUAGUUCGAAAAUCCACCGGAAAUAGUCGACCAUCCGGGAACCUCUGGGAUUCAUUUCAACAUCCUACGAUUUGGGCCACGAUAAUUCUAAACUCCGAGACUAUUCAGGACGGAUAGUAGGCGAAUUGGGACGCGGCUCAUCUCUACAUCACUGCCGUAGCUCCACCUCUCUUUGGAGCCAAUAUUUGGCCCCGCCCUUUUGAAUUGUAACAGCGUGUCUGUACAAAUUCUUAAGUUGUGAUCGUGUGCUUUGGAAAUGAAGCCGGAAAAUCAUAAAUUAUAGCAUGAAAGUGCACCAGAUAACAUGUUUAUAAGCUAGCUAGCUGUGUAACUAACAUUACUAGCUAGGUUGAACGUUUCUCUCGUCAAGUGGUGGUUAGCUCAUUUUAUCUCAUUUUAAACUUAUCUAGCUAGCUACUUUUUUGAUGAAAGUUUCAACAAAACUAACAGUUAAACAACGUCCGAUUGAAACAUAAAAUGGGUUAAUGAAUAUCAAUAUUAAUAUUAAUGAAUAUACAAGACUGAGUUUUCUAUUUUUGGUAAAUAGGUAGCGAUCUACGAAUGCUAGCGCCUUAAUGCUACACAACCACAGUUGUGACAGUCAAGUAGUUAAAAAAAAUAAUAAACUAAGUCAUGAGUCAUGUUUUUUUUCUAGCCAUUUUACUUUUUUGAGAUACACUAUAUUACCAAAAGUAUUCGGUCACCUGCCUUGACUCACAUAUGAACUUAAGUGCCAUCCCAUUCCUAACCCAUAGGGUUCAAUAUGAUGUCGGUCCACCUUUUGCAGCUAUUACAGCUUCAACUCUUCUGGGAAGGCUGUCCACAAGGUUGAGGAGUGUGUUUAUAGGAAUUUUUGACCAUUCUUCCAAAAGCGCAUUGGUGAGGUCACACACUGAUGUUGGUCGAGAAGGCCUGGCUCUCAGUCCCCGCUCUAAUUCAUCCCAAAGGUGUUCUAUCGGGUUCAGGUCAGGACUCUGUGCAGGCCAGUCAAGUUCAUCCACACCAGACUCUGUCAUCCAUGUCUUUAUGGACCUUGCUUUGUGCACUGGUGCACAGUCAUGUUGGAAGAGGAAGGGGCCCGCUCCAAACUGUUCCCACAAGGUUGGGAGCAUGGAAUUGUCCAAAAUGUUUUGGUAUCCUGAAGCAUUCAAAGUUUCUUUCACUGGAACUAAGGGGCCAAGCCCAACUCCUGAAAAACAACCCCACACCAUAAUUCCUCCUCCACCAAAUUUCACACUCGGCACAAUGCAGUCCGAAAUGUACCGUUCUCCUGGCAACCUCCAAACCCAGACUCGUCCAUCAGAUUGCCAGAUGGAAAAGCGUGAUUCAUCACUCCAGAGAACGCGUCUCCACUGCUCUAGAGUCCAGUGGCGGCGCUUUACACCACUGCAUCCGACGCUUUGCAUUGUACUUGGUGAUGUGUGGCUUGGAUGCAGCUGCUCGGCCAUGGAAACCCAUUCCAUGAGGCUCUCUGCGUACUGUACUUGGGCUAAUCUGAAGGUCACAUGAAGUUUGGAGCUCUGUAGCAGUUGACUGUGAAGAAAGUCAAUGACCUCUUUGCACUAUGCGCUUCAGCAUCCGCUGACCCCUCUCCGUCAGUUUACGUGGCCUACCACUUCGUGGCUGAGUUGCUGUUGUUCCCAAACUCUUCCAUUUUGUUAUGAUAAAGCUGACAGUUGACUGUGGAAUAUUUAGGAGCGAGGAAAUUUCAUGACUGGAUUUGUUGCACAGGUGGCAUCCUAUGACAGUUCCACGCUGGAAUUCACUGAGCUCCUGAGAGCGGCCCAUUCUUUCACAAAUGUUUGUAAAAACAGUCUGCAUGCCUAAGUGCUUGAUUUUAUACACCUGUGGCCAGGCCAAGUGAUUAGGACACCUGAUUCUGAUCAUUUGGAUGGGUGACUGAAUACUUUUGGUAAUAUAGUGUAUUUACUAUUUACACCAGAAUGGAUUUUCUUUCUUUCUUUCUUUUUUUUUUUUGUUAUGUAGCUAGCUAUUUAAGAAUGCUAGCUCCUAAAUGCUACACAAGCACACCAGAUACCGAGCACAAGUCAUGUUGCUAAUUCCCCACCUUUCUGUAAUAAUUUCAGUGUUUAUCACGAAAAUGUCCAAAUUGUAAAUAUGAAAUAAUUAUAAACAUUAGAAUUGAAUCGUUUCCGCUAAGAAAAGAGGUUUGGGUAAGUAAAACUCCCAUGAGCACCGUGAGCACAUGACGUAGACUGAUAGAAAGAUUUUCAGACUAAAAUACUGCACAAAUAUUCUGUACUGUGAAUUAUUUCUGUUUUUAUGAAGGAAAAAAGGGUUUGACAUGUAAAGGAAAAAAAUAAGAAUAACAAUAACAUGGUGCCAUAAUGGUGAAUUUCUCAUGGUGUUUAGUGUCGUACAUGUUGAGUUUUUUUUUUUAAAGAAAUAAUAAAUAAAAAGUUUUGCUGAAUGAGGUGGGAAGGAGAACCGAUACGUAUGCAGUGUUAUCCGUUUGUCUUUGAGAUGUAACCUUCAAUCCUGGAAUUAAACGAUUCGUGCAAUCACAAGGCCGCGUGUCUCGUGUAUUUAUUCAUGCAGCAGGUGAAAUCGUCAUUUUAUAAAUCGCAAAUCUGAUCGAUCUCAAAUCUGUAACUUGUA
Molecule: messenger RNA, 8746 nt
Organism: Pangasianodon hypophthalmus (striped catfish)
Lineage: Eukaryota; Metazoa; Chordata; Actinopteri; Siluriformes; Pangasiidae
Gene: ahr1b
Product: aryl hydrocarbon receptor 1b
Biological process (GO): regulation of transcription by RNA polymerase II
Cellular component (GO): nucleus; aryl hydrocarbon receptor complex
Molecular function (GO): transcription cis-regulatory region binding; nuclear receptor activity; protein dimerization activity
Source: RefSeq, a predicted model, not a curated record